AUGACCACAGUAUUCAUAACAGGAGCCAGCGGCUACAUCGGCGGCGACCUUCUAUCAGUACUUGUAUCCAAGUACCCAGACCUGCACUACCGCUUACUGGUCCGAAGCCGCGAUAGUGGGCAGAAGAUCAAGGCACAAUAUCCUACUGUCGAGAUUAUUCAAGGCGAUCUUGAUAAUCCAGAGACGCUGGCAGCAGAAAGUGCUAGGGCCGAUAUCAUCAUCCCGGCCAAGGCAAUAGCUCAGGGUGCUCUAGAAGGGCAUACCGAAGAACGCCCUGUCUAUUGGUUGCAUACCAGUGGUGCCGGGAUCUUCUCGUUCUCAGACACUGAAAACAAGGUAUAUGGAGAGAAAGGCGAGAAGAUCUAUGAUGAUGUGCAAGACAUCCAAGAGAUCAUCAAUUUCCCUGACCAUGCGUUCCACCGAGAUGUGGAUAAAGCGGUGUUGGAGGCUGGAUCGGUGCGUCCAGGUGUCCUGAAGACUGCUAUCGUAUCCCCGGUUACUGUUUACGGUCGUGGCCGAGGACCCUGCUCCCAACGCAGCAGACAGAUAUACGAGCUAGCCAAACUGACCAUCCAACGCCAGAAAGUUCCCAUCAUCGGCCGGGGCCUUUCAUUCGCGACCGAUAUUCACAUUCAAGAUCUGACUAGUUUAUAUGUCAUUCUUUUCGAAAAGGCCCUUUCAAAACAAGAUGAUGGGCUUUGGGGUCCGGAGGCAUACUACCUCAGUGAGAAUGGGGAGCAUUGCUGGGGUGAGCUGGCCCGUUCAAUUGGACAGAUCUGUGUAGCGGAAGGAUUCAUCCCAAACGCCGAAGAGGAGGCUUUUGGCUUCGAGGACGCUCGGAAAUGGGCAGGCUAUGAGGCUGCUAGUUGGGGGCUCAAUGUACGAUGUCGGGCCAGUCGUGCUCGUCAAUUGCUGGGGUGGCAGCCGUCUGCGCCAUCGCUGGAAUCCGAGCUUCGGGAUAUCGUGAAAGGGGAAUAUCGCCGUCUGCAGGAGGCGGAAAGCAGUGCAUGA
Messenger RNA from Aspergillus piperis CBS 112811, 1011 nucleotides. RefSeq names its product nucleoside-diphosphate-sugar epimerase. Lineage: Eukaryota; Fungi; Ascomycota; Eurotiomycetes; Eurotiales; Aspergillaceae. The record is from RefSeq and is a predicted model, not a curated record. The transcript has 4 exons. The coding region runs from base 1 to 1011 and encodes 336 amino acids.